Messenger RNA from Colletotrichum higginsianum IMI 349063, 1899 nucleotides. Its product is annotated as ankyrin repeat domain-containing protein 29. Lineage: Eukaryota; Fungi; Ascomycota; Sordariomycetes; Glomerellales; Glomerellaceae. Bases 1 to 1899 code for a protein of 632 amino acids. Gene Ontology annotation, molecular function: protein binding. The transcript is spliced from 3 exons. The record is from RefSeq and is a predicted model, not a curated record.
AUGUGGAGGUAUCGCCGGACCGCUCUACAGAUUGCAGUCGCGCUUCGAGAGCACGAUCUGAUACAGAUACUCCUAGACCUGGGUGCAGACCCAAUUAGCAGCUCUCACAAUGGCUACACCGCCUUGCAUUGGCUGUUGUCGCCGGAAGAGCUCAUCGGCGAUAGGGAAACGAGGCAAUACGACAUGCGCCAGCCGCGCUAUCUAAAAUCUCGAAUCGCUGCAUCCGUCAAGGCUCUCGCACGACCAUUGUCCACCCAGGUAUCUGCAGUCGACAUACCCUGCAAGAACGGAAAGACGCCCCUCAUGCUUGCUGUGAUGGUCUCUCCAACGGCGACCAGAACGCUGUUGGACGAAGGCGCAGAGCCGAACAAGCGGGACGUUCGGGGCCGCACUGCCCUCAUGCACUUCUUUCAGGGAGGCUUCAGUGACCGGUCAACCUCGAUAUUGGAGCACCUCCUCCAUGCCGGAGCUGACAGCCGGGCGUCCAAUUCGUCGGGGAGGACGGUGCUGGGCUACUGGGCACGCUGCUUUAAUCCCUACAACAAAGCCUUCAGCGUAUUGGCUAGCCUUGGAGCACUCGCACAACGAGAUGCCUUGGUUCAGGAAAUGACCAGUCUGAAUCUUCCACUCGUGGUAGCGUCGCGACUCGGCAACGCCCAGCUCUGUUGGGCCCUGCUGGACGCAGGCGCGAACUCGGACAAACACGGGCUUGCAGCAAGCAGUCCACUGGGUGCCACAAGAGAAAUCGUCGCGGAUGACCUGGACGACUUGAUGUGGGACCCAGUCCUGCAUGCGUUGCGCGCAAAGGCAUACGUGACUACGGCAAUUCUCCUGGCAUACGGAGCCAAUGCUUUCUUCCAAGUACCAAAGCUCAAACGGACGAUGUACAACGAAUACAGCGUCGACAGGACGGGGACCACGCCGCUUCAUCUGGUGGCCGGUAGUAUGGACGACAAUAUUUCGCAUGAAAUGAAUGUGUCGGAAUAUGAGAUCAGAAAAUCCGUGUUCGUUGGCAAGGACAAGGGCGCAGCUAGGGUGCCGUUCGAUACCCUCUUUGGAUCUAACUUUUCCCCCAAAUCGCCCUGCGAUCCGCUCCUCGAUGCCACCAUCAACAAACUUCAGACACCUGCCGAGCGUCAAGAGGCCUUGGCCGAGUACAUGCUUCGAAACGGUGCGUCCGUAAACGCAAGAACCCGGCAAGGCAUCACCCCUCUGAUGAUCUCCAUAUGUCAAGGACAGUUGGACCUCGCCAGACAGCUACUCAAGCACGACGCCGACCCCAACAUUACUGCUGUUGGAGGCCGCACACCCCUAAUAGUAGCAGCGUGGGCCGGUCGCCGAGAUCUCGUCGAAGCUCUCCUUACCUCCGGCGCCGAUCCGAACGCGCAGCUCGAUGCUCGCUCUCCUGACACAUGCAGCUGCGUCGAGUUAAACCGGCAAGCGUACAGAAAAUCUGAUAACUGCCGCGCGCCGCUCAAUGCCCUGGCGUUAGCCGCGGAGCGCGGAUAUUGUGACGUCGUUGAGGCCCUACUUCACCAUGGUGCGGAUGCCAACUUGCCUAUCGUACAUCACGUUCACGGAUGGGUCCUAUCGAGUGGUGAGCGGCGUCGCCAGGGGGGGUCAUGCACGCCUAGUUCCUCGGACGCCGAGAUGGGGCUGGAGACGGAGCUGAAGCGGUGUCAAGGACGCAUCAGCGUCGGAACCGCGCUGACAUGGGCCCGGGGAGAAGUGCGGAAUUUGUUGCUGCGUCAUGGCGCGGACCCCACCAAAGAGGAGGCGAUACGGAAAUGUGAUUGCUUGAACAUCGGAGAAGAGGAGGAGAAGGGUAGAUUUGGGCAAAAUUACGACAACGACUAUCCGACGGGCGAGGGGAGUGAUUCUGACAAACAUUUGCCAUGA